This is a messenger RNA of Giardia duodenalis, 549 nucleotides long. RefSeq lists its product as uncharacterized. The record is from RefSeq and is a predicted model, not a curated record. The transcript has a single exon. The coding region runs from base 1 to 549 and encodes 182 amino acids. Gene Ontology annotation, biological process: rRNA processing. Lineage: Eukaryota; Fornicata; Diplomonadida; Hexamitidae.
AUGUCAUCGGACACAGACAUCUCCUACCUCCCAGAUAGCAUCAGUGACUCUGCAUCAGAACCAUCAGCACAUGAAGGGGAGCCAAAGCGCAAGCAUCUAGGCUAUAACGACGCGGAGCAACUUACGAGUGCAGUUGGCCGUAUCGUCAACAAGAACCUGAAUACAACGGAUCACGGUCCUGUUAUGCUCAAUCGCGAAGGGCGAGAAAAGGCUGUUGAGCGUGAGAAGUAUGAGCGCCGCCUGCAGGAUGCUAUUUCCAUAGAGCGGCGAGAGCUCCUAGAGAAGGGUCACAUAACCACUCCUGCGCCUCCAUCUGAUUCUGCAGAGAUGCGGCUGAUCCGCACCGCCUUUGCUGGUGUUAAACAAUUCAUCGAUGCCGUUACAAAUUACGCAGAGGAAGCAAGAGUACACAAAGCUCGUGAGCGAGAGACCAUCGAGCGGCUCCAGCGGCAGCAAGAAGCACUGCGGGGGACCGAGCGGACCCGGUGGCGUGCGCUCCCAGAGGAGAACCUCCUCGACGAGUUCAUCCGCACCGCCAAUCCCGAGUAA